GCUCAAUUCAAGACUGAUAAUCGUAAACCUCAAGAAACACAAAGAUUCAUCGUUUUAUAGUACUGCUCUACCUCAACACAACAUGCCAGCCAACAAGAUCAUCGACGUCAAAUCUAUCAAAACCAUCAUGAAGGGUGGGAGAAGAUUUUCUGUCGAGUACGCCACCAAGACUGACGCCUGGAAUCGAAUCCACUUGGCAGAGGCUGUGAAGACCGGUUUCGUUAAAGCAGUGGAAAAUGCUGAAGUGUCUGCAAAUGCUACCAAAGCAGUCCUAGCUGAAAAAGAGCAUCCGAGCAUGAGCGAUAGCAAAGAUCACUUCACUACCGCCUUCCAAGAUGCCAACGGCAAUCACAUUGCGACUAGACAUCUAUAUCCAGUAACUUGAGAACAUGUCGUAUAGGCUUAGUUGAAGGACAAGUGGUGGUUAGCUUUCCUUUCAAGCAGUCGUCCUAUUUGGUAUGGAACAAGAAGAUCCC
Aureobasidium subglaciale EXF-2481 is the source of this 476-nucleotide messenger RNA. RefSeq lists its product as uncharacterized. The record is from RefSeq and is a predicted model, not a curated record. NCBI's taxonomy places the organism in Eukaryota, Fungi, Ascomycota, Dothideomycetes, Dothideales, Saccotheciaceae. The coding region runs from base 83 to 385 and encodes 100 amino acids. The transcript has 2 exons.